CCUAAGUUUCUUCACAGCCAUGAAACUGUUCUUGCUUACCUUCGCUGCGGCUCUGGCUCUGGCCUCCGCCGGUCGCUUUGACUACCGUACCGCCCAGCUCCCCAGGAUCACCAUCGAGGAGACCCCUGAGGGCCGCAUCGUCAACGGCUACCCGGCAUACGAGGGCAAGGCCCCCUACAUCGUCGGUCUGUGGAUCCGCACUGACGGCAGCAACUCCGCCGCCGUCGGUGGUGGUUCCAUCAUCGGCAACAACUGGGUGCUGACCGCCGCUCACUGCCUGACCACCGACUCCGUGGACAUCCACUACGGUUCCAACUGGGGCUGGAAGGGUGCCUUCUCCCACAACGUGCGCCGCGACAACUUCAUCAGCCACCCCAACCACGACAUCGGUCUGAUCCGCACCCCGUGGGUGGACUUCAACAACCUGGUCAACAAGGUGGCUCUGCCCAGCUUCAACGAGGAGCACGACCGUUUCACCGACACCUGGGCCGUCGCCUGCGGAUGGGGUGGCAUGGACAACGGAAACCUCGCCGACUACCUGCAGUGCAUGGACGUCCAGAUCAUCAGCAACAGCGAGUGCGCCCAGACCUACGGAUCUGUCUCCGACCAGGAUCUGUGCACCCGUGCUGCCGAUGGCCACUCCGUGUGCGGAGGUGACUCCGGCGGUCCCCUGGUCACACACGACAACCCUCGUCUCGUCGGUGUGAUCACCUGGGCUAUCGUUGGCUGCCAUGGCGGUCCUUCUGGAUACACCCGCACCACCGACUACCUGGGAUGGAUCCGCGACCACACUGGCAUCUCCUACUAAAAUCUUUUUUGAGAGGAGUAGUGUAUGGCUGAGUGGAGGUUCCCUCUGCAAGGACAAUACUAUUCCAAAUAUAAUUAUUCGAAAACUGCAA
Messenger RNA from Drosophila bipectinata, 899 nucleotides. Its product is annotated as serine protease 1-like. Gene Ontology annotation, biological process: proteolysis. NCBI's taxonomy places the organism in Eukaryota, Metazoa, Arthropoda, Insecta, Diptera, Drosophilidae. The record is from RefSeq and is a predicted model, not a curated record. Gene Ontology annotation, molecular function: serine-type endopeptidase activity.